CACUCCCAUCCAGCAUACCUCCCACACUAUAUCCCAGCCUUGACCUGUAAUACAAUGCAUUUUCCACUCUAAUUUACGUUUUUACUUUUAGCAAAUGACAUCAGCAGUUUGUUUUUUGUAACCAAUAAGGACUUGAGGCCUGUGUGCUAAGGGGAAGAUGCAUUUCUUCGUUACCGUGCUGUGCCUGAGUUUGGGAGUGUUAAUCAGCAACGCAGCUGCUGGAAGUGAAUGGUGUUACACAGGCUGUGAUCACACACCGACUCACUGGCACGAACUCCCCGGUUCUUUCUGCGGCGGCCAAAGGCAAUCGCCCGUAAAUAUAUUGACCAGCCGGGUUGAGAAGGAUGAAAACUUGCACAAUUUCACUUUUGUCAACUUCUCAUCGCAACAUUCCUUCAAGUCCGUGAUAAACAAUGGACAUACAGCCAAAUUCAUCUUAAAAGACAACGAGGUUGAAUUGAGUGGAGGUGGACUCGGUGGCAGUUACUCCACAAUCCAGCUCCAUUUCCACUGGGGCGACACCCAGCACCACCCCGGGUCAGAGCACGCGGUCAAUGGGCACAGAUACCCGAUGGAGAUGCACAUUGUGAGUCUAAAGAAAGGCCUGUCCGUGCAGCAGGCCAUCAACGAUUCAGCUGGGAUCGCCGUUCUUGGCUUCUUCAUAAAUGCCACUGAAGAUCCAAAACUGUCGAGUCCUUGGAACACCUUGACCAAUUACCUCUUAAAUGACACAGACACUGAAGUCAAUGUGAUGCACAACAUCUCCAUUGAUGACCUGAUUGGCAAAGUGAACCUCUCCAAAUUCUACCGUUACAUGGGCUCACUGACAACCCCUUCCUGUAAUGAAGCGGUGGCCUGGACAGUCUUUCAGGAGCCCAUCACUGUUAACAGGAUUUUUGUGGAACGGUUUCCCCAGAGGACAAGCCUUGUUAAUGUGUACCGCCCAUUACAGGAACUCCAUGGACGCCAAGUAUUUUCAUCCCCUAGCAUUGUUCUUCCUUCUAGUCACGAAUGGUGUUACAACGAUCACUGUGAGUUCAGUCCUUCCAAAUGGCACCUUCUGCCCGACUCGCACUGCGAUGGCGAGCGCCAAUCGCCAGUCAACAUCGAGGCCCAAAAGGCCGUGGCGGAUGAACACCUCGACGGCUUCACUUUUACAAAGUUUGACGACAAACAUGUCAUCAAGUACAUCACAAACACAGGCCAUACAGUAAAGUGUGUCUUAAACGAGGGGGCGGUGGAGGUGUCCGGAGGCGCCCUGGGUUACGUCUACUCUACUCUACAGUUCCACUUCCACUGGGGUUCCCUAUCGCAAGACUCUAAGGGGUCAGAGCACACAGUGGAUUCCAAAAGAUUGCCAAUGGAGGUGCACGUCGUGAACAAGAGGAAGGAUUUAACCUUGGAAGAUGCAGUAAAUACCCCAAAUGGCCUCGCAGUGUUGGGAUUCUUUAUUGAGGCUGCUGCAUCUGACAGAAGUAGCAGCUCUUCCGAACAUGAUGACUCACAUGAUUCUUCUGAUGUCUCUGUCUCGGAUUCGGCAACCAACGCCUGGAAAAAACUGAGCGGCUACAUGGCAGCAAUCCAAAGCAUUGGCUCAAAGGUGGAGGUCACUGAGGAACUUUCCAUUGCCGAGCUGCUCGGCGAUAUGGACUUCACCUCUUACUACCGCUACAAUGGCUCAUUGACCACCCCUUCGUGUAAUGAAGCGGUGGUCUGGACCCUCUUUAAAAAGUCAAUCAAGGUGGACCAGAGCCAGUUGGCAAUGUUCCCCAACUGGACUGGCACUCGCGAUGUGUUUCGACCAACGCAGGCUCUUCACGGCAGGACAAUCUACACCACCGCAGGAUGCGGUGGCCUGGCGCCCUCUGUGCUCUCCGCGCUGCUGCUCCAUUUCGUUGUUUCUUUCCUGCACUAGCACACCCGAGUAUAUUGCAUUAUCCAUCUUGCACUUUGCCUCGUUCGGAAUUAUUGCAAAACCUUAAGGCAGUGGUUCUCAACCUUUUUUCAGUUAUAUAUCCCCUGUGAACAUUUUUUUAAUUCAAGUACCCCCUAAUCAGAGCAAAGCAUUUUUGGUUGAACAAAAGAGAUAAAGAAGUAAAAUACAGCACUAUGUCAUCAGUUUCUGAUUUAUUAAAUUGUAUAACAGUGCAAAAUAUUGCUCAUUUUUAGUGGUCUUUCUUGAACUAUUUGGAAAAAAAGAUACAAAAAUAACCCAAAACUUGUUGAAAAGUGAUUCAAUUAUAAAUAAAAAUGUCUACACAUAGAAGUAAUCAUCAACUUAAAGUGCCUUCUUAGAGAUUGUAAUACAGAUCCAUCUAGAUUCAUGAGCUUAAUUCUAAACAUUUCUUCACAAAAACAUAAUAUUUAUGAAACAUGCCCACAAAAAAAAUUAGCUGUCAUCGCUGAAUAUUGCAUUGUUGCAUUUCUUUUCACAGUUUAAGAACUUACAUUCAUAUUUUGUUAAAGCAUUAUUCAAUAAAUAUAUUCAUAAAGGAUUUUUGAAUUGUCGCUAUUUUUAGAAUAUUUAAAAAAAAAUCUCACGUACCCUUUGGCAUACCUUCAAGUACCCCCAAGGGUACGCGUACCCCCAUUUGAGAACCACUGUCUUAAGGAGCCAUGCCGUGGAUUUAAUACAUUAUCUAUGCCAGGCCUAUUAUAUAAUCUUGUUUCAGGAAACGGAAACUUGGAGAUGAAAGAGGAAAUAGUUGAGUUUGCACACUUAAUGGGUCAGCCAUAUAAACUGUAAGCUUACUAGAAACUUAUCAGUCUUAUCUGUAUGUAAUAAAAUGAGCCUUUCAUGGAAUAAAGUGUACUGACUGCAACACAUUAGCAAUAGUUGUACAAAACUUUUACAGCACAAAUUCAUCAACACGGUAUUCCACCAGGCGCCAUUCAGAUGUUUAUGAUGCCGUAUACUCUACGGUCCAAAUUAAUCACAUCUACAGCGAGAGUUGCAGUAGUUGUGGUGCUGCUGCUCUGAUUUGGGUUGGACUAUUUGCAUAUUGUCUGUGAACUUUUCCUGCUUACGUUUAAACGAGCUUUGUGUCAUUUUGGUGAUUUAUUCAGGUUCCAACACGCAUUUAAAAGGAGUCAUGUAUAUUUUCGAGCUAUUGUAGGCUGUCGUCCACAGCUAUUAGUCAAAAUAUAACUUUGGAUCAAUAUUUCCCUGCAGCAUCCUAAAAGGAAGUAGCGUUAAAAAGAAAUGUACUGUAAAAUCCUUCAAAUCUUUAGAGGUGCACCUUUUGGACUAAGCAGUCUUGCUAUUGUGUUGUUGUAAUGGGUCCUACUUUUCACUUACUCCCAUGUUUUUGUACAUUAGGGGUUUUCCAGUCCUUCAAAUAGGGAAUGAUGCGCCCGUGCACAAAUUCACACUUUGUUAGUGUUUUGUUUUUUCUUUCUUUCUUGUUUUCAAGCAUGAGAAUCAUCUUUCCAUGUGUGAUUGACUCAAUGAAAUUAUACUUGAUUGUUCCAAAUUCCA
Nerophis ophidion (straightnose pipefish) is the source of this 3478-nucleotide messenger RNA. Its product is annotated as carbonic anhydrase 4-like. Bases 158 to 1915 code for a protein of 585 amino acids. Gene Ontology annotation, cellular component: plasma membrane. NCBI's taxonomy places the organism in Eukaryota, Metazoa, Chordata, Actinopteri, Syngnathiformes, Syngnathidae. The transcript is spliced from 17 exons. The record is from RefSeq and is a predicted model, not a curated record. Gene Ontology annotation, molecular function: carbonate dehydratase activity; zinc ion binding.